Andrographis paniculata is the source of this 2515-nucleotide messenger RNA. Its product is annotated as E3 ubiquitin-protein ligase MBR1-like. The coding region runs from base 291 to 2267 and encodes 658 amino acids. Lineage: Eukaryota; Viridiplantae; Streptophyta; Magnoliopsida; Lamiales; Acanthaceae. The record is from RefSeq and is a predicted model, not a curated record. The transcript is spliced from 6 exons. Gene Ontology annotation, molecular function: ubiquitin protein ligase activity.
GCGUUGUCUUCUGGUAUAUACCCUCUCUUACAUACACACAUACAGCUGUGUGUGGGUGUGGGUGUGCCUGUAAACACUCACCUCCAUUGUCUUUCAUCCAUAAACUGUGUAGUCUAAGCGACCCCUCCCAUUCUGCUUUCGCUUCUCGUGGGCUCACCCUUUAAUCUCUGAACCGUCUUCUUGCUCGCUCUCAAUAGGAAAAGAAAAAAAAGGUCCACCAAAGCGCGAAACUCUCUGAAACUGUUUCUACUUUCGAUAACCUGACGAUUUUCUGAUAUUAAUUCGCAGUUAUGCAGCGGGAGAGAGGAGUGAUUGAUUCCUCUCCGGAGACAAUUGAUUUGAACCAAGAUUCAAUUCCUAGUAGCGGUUCUAUGGAUCAAUCAAAUUCAUGGACCAUGCUGAGUACAGUUGAGAACCUUCUGUCGAAUGACGUGCUCUCGCCCCCCAGUGGGAAUGCUUGUCGCACACCUGCUUCUAGCGACCAGAUUCCGAGUUUCAGUUUUUGGGACCAAGGUGAAUCUAGCUCCAGUACAAGAAACGCGCCAAAUGGAGCUCCUGAAGACGAUUCAAAAGCCAGGCCUGGCUGGUCAUCAUUGCCGCGGACUUCUGGAACUCACCCUAGGUCAGCGGAUUGGCAUUUUGUGCCAUCUAGUUCGGUUAACUAUUCAACUAAUAUUACCAGAGACGUCGGAAAUAGCUUACCUCCUGCCCCUCCUAAAUCCAGCCAUUCAGAAAUUGAGCCAAAUUCGACCAUUUAUGCUUCUUCCAGUCACGUUGGAACCUCUGUAAGCUCUUCAAGUAACUUCUGCGAAAGUGACGAUGCAGCGGGCCCAUCUUUCGGAAAUUGGGGUUCGUCUUGCAAGAGAAAGGCACUCGAGGGUACUUCUGAACAGCUAUAUCCUAGUGGAAGUUCAAGCAUCAAUCCUCUGAUGCCAUCUUCAGCUCCUCUUUAUAUGACCGGUCCACAAAAUUUAAGCAUUUCAUCUGGAUCACCCAACUUGUCUACGUCAUAUCGUGCGGAAAAUCUUCACCCAAGUAAUGGGUGUGCCAUCAGUAUACCCCAAGGCGUCAGUGAAAGAUUUGCUAGAAAUUUCUCUGUAAGAUCAAACCAAGGGCGGAUUGAUUCGGCUCCAUCUGAUACACCUAGAGGAACUUCUGUGAGACAUUUUGGCGUCAAUGCUACCCAGAUGCCGCAACCCAUUACUCAUACUGAAUCUUCUGGAUCAAGGUUGCCAAUGAGAUUUCAAUUUAACCCGAACACAUCGAGCCAGGCUUGUAUAACUCGUUUGGAUGAGGCUGGAGAGGCGCACACCUUCCAUUGGGAUGGAUCUCUCAAUUCUCUAGGUGCUAGUUCAUCUGGUUCUGGAGCUCAUCAAGAAUCGAAUGAUCGAAGCUCUGGGAGGAAUAAUAUGGACUACCUCAUGACUAGUUCAUCCCCGGAAACGAGAAAUAUAUCACAGCACCAAGUUGAUUGGAGCUUUGCUCCUGGUGCUUCUGCUUCUGCUUCUUCGAGGAAUCUGCCUUCUGCUCCGCGGAUUGUUCUAGGUUCAGGUGGCCCAACCUCUUCUGCUGUCGGUUUCCCUCAUGAAAACCAACCUCAACCAAAUCAUCAGCAGCUAUCUGAAGCUGCUCCGUGGAUUCCUUUCCCUCGCGGCGGCGAAUCUGAAUCUGGGAGCCGGAGAAGACACUUUACAGUUCUUCCUUCUGCCUCUUCAUCAGAUGAAUCGACCUCAACUAGAAAUGCUCAAGAUCAGUUUCGCCGAAGCUCAGCAGCAUUGUUAAUGGAAAUGCCAGGUGAUGAAAGUAAUGGUUGGCGCACUUUGCCCGGUGUCGAGGGCAGAAACAGGCUGAUUCGCCAAGUCUUAAAUGCAAUGCGGCGAGGCUCUCACUUACAAGCUGAGGAUUAUACGUUUAUCGACCCCUUUAUAAACAGUAUUGCCGAGAUGCAUGACAGGCACAGAGAUAUGAGGCUUGAUGUCGACAAUAUGUCUUAUGAGGAAUUGCUAGCUUUGGAGGAACAAAUUGGAAAUGUGAGUACUGGAUUGAGUGAGGAGAAGAUCGUGAGCUCCAUGAAGCAGCGGAAACUUGAAGUCUUCAGAAUCCCUCUGAAUUUGGAGCCUUGCUGUAUAUGUCAGGAGAAUUAUGUUGUUGGAAAUGAUAUUGGAAUGCUGGACUGUGGGCACGAGUUUCACGCCGAUUGCAUCAAGCGUUGGCUGACUGAGAAGAACCUCUGCCCUAUCUGCAAGACGACGGCCCUGGAAACAUGAGCGACGGGGAAUGGCGUGUACCCAUAAAUAAUACCUGAACUUGCACUUGAAUUUGAACCUGAAGUUUUCUUGGUCACAUCGCCUUUCCUUUGCAGGGUUUUUAUUUAUUUAUGUCAUGGAAAAUGGAGCAGGAAAAACCUGGUAAUUUAUGGACUGUUUUUGUGGUGUUAGAGAAAAUAAGAAAGAUUGAAAUGUGCCUUUGGAUAUUGAUUCGAACCAAGAAGGUAUGAAGAGAUCUUUUACAGACA